Dryobates pubescens (Downy woodpecker) is the source of this 1215-nucleotide messenger RNA. It is a transcript of the gene FKBP8, whose product is annotated as FKBP prolyl isomerase 8. The record is from RefSeq and is a predicted model, not a curated record. Lineage: Eukaryota; Metazoa; Chordata; Aves; Piciformes; Picidae. Gene Ontology annotation, molecular function: protein binding; peptidyl-prolyl cis-trans isomerase activity. The coding region runs from base 1 to 1215 and encodes 404 amino acids. The transcript is spliced from 8 exons.
AUGGCCUCCAGCGGGGAGGAACCACGGAGCGGCUCCCCGAACCGGGCAGGCAGCGGCGCCGAGCCCCCACCGACGGCUGACGCCGCUCAGCUGGACACGACGGAGGAUUUUGAGGUCCUGGAGGAAGAAGAGGAGGAGGAGGAGGACCUGAGCGAGCUGCCUCCCCUGGAGGACGUGGGCAGGCCACCCGCCCCGCCGCGGGAGGACACUCAGCCCGCGGGGGAAGCAGCGGAGGACCCCCAGGAGUGGGUCGAUGUUCUGGGGAGCGGUUUGCUGAAGAAGAAGACGCUGGUGCCAGGGCAGGGGGUGGACACUCGCCCCCGCAAGGGCCAGGACGUGACCAUCCGGCUGGAGGCCAGGCUGGAGGACGGCAGCGUGGUGGAGGAGGACCCUGCCCUCACCUUCACGCUGGGGGACUGCGAUGUCCUGCAGGCCCUGGACCUGUGUGUGCAGCUGCUGGAGAUGGGGGAGACAGCUCUGAUCCAGUCGGAUGCAAAGUACUGCUACGGCCUUCAGGGCAGGAGCCCUGACAUCCCCCCCAACGCGGCCCUCACCCUGGAGGUGGAGCUGCUGGCAGCGCGGGACGGGCCGGACCUGGAGCUGCUGAGCGGGAAGGAGAAGGUGGAGCUGGCCAACCGCAAGCGGGAGCGCGGCAACUUCUUCUACCAGCAGGCAGACUACGUGCUGGCCAUCAACUCCUACGACAUUGCCCUCAAGGUCAUCAGCUCCAGCUCUAAAGUUGACUUCAGCCCGGAGGAGGAGGCCGAGCUGCUGGACGUGAAGGUGAAAUGUCUCAACAACCUGGCAGCCUCUCAGCUGAAGCUGGACCAUUAUGAGGCAGCCCUCAAGUCCUGUAACCUGGUCCUGGAGCACCAGCCAGGGAACAUCAAAGCCCUCUUCCGGAAGGGCAAGGUCCUGGCUCAGCAGGGUGAGUACAGAGAGGCCAUCCCCAUCUUAAAGGCAGCAUUGAAGCUGGAGCCUUCAAACAAGACCAUCCACGCUGAGCUCUCCAAGCUGGUGAAGAAGCACGCGGACCAAAGGAGCCUGGAGACAGAGAUGUACAGGAAGAUGCUGGGGAACCCCAGCGCUGCCAGCACCCCGGGCAAGUGCAAGGACAAGCUGCCCUGGUCCAUCCCCUGGAAGUGGCUCUUCGGCGCGACCGCCAUCGCCCUGGGCGGGGUGGCAUUGUCCGUGGUCAUCGCGGCGAGGAACUGA